Molecule: messenger RNA, 2210 nt
Organism: Cercospora beticola
Lineage: Eukaryota; Fungi; Ascomycota; Dothideomycetes; Mycosphaerellales; Mycosphaerellaceae
Molecular function (GO): oxidoreductase activity; FAD binding
Source: RefSeq, a predicted model, not a curated record
UGACCUCAUACAGAGCAGUCGGGCUUCUGUGGCAACGAGGCCGAAGACACAGCGGAGGCGAUAACGACGGCGGGCAAGAUGGCGCAGUUUAAAUAAGGAGGCACAGAUAUGCCUGACGACAAGAUGUGAAAACAGCAGCGUUUGCAUCAUUCGAGGACAGUUCUGAGUCUACGCAACACCGCGAGCACUACAAUGUCACACCCGACGAUUGACACAAAAUACUUGAUAAUCGGAGCAGGUCCAGCAGGAUUGGCGUUGGCUGCUUUCCUAGGACGCCUUGGUUUGGAAGGUAUUGUGAUUUCAAAAGCAGCAUCUACAGCAUAUGCGCCUCGGGCACAUUGCUUCAACCCGUUCGGCUUUGAGUGCUUUCGCGAUAUCGGUAUCGAAGAUGCUGCUUUGGACAUGGCAUUUACUGGCGACGCUACGUACUCGAUGCGAUGGUGCCGCGACAUGAGAGGCACGAAUUAUGGACAUGUACGGGGCUGGUGUGAGCAUCCGCCCACGAAGAGCAUCCUGACCGAUCUAUCUCCUUGCGGCUUUGCGGAGUUCACUCAAUCGCAGAUGGAACCACUGCUGUUGAAGACUGCCUCACAACAUGGGUUCACUGUGCGAUACUCCACCGAGCUGAUCCAUAUUAAAGAGACGACAACAGGGCAGCCUCAUAAGUCUCUUUAUGAGUGCUCUGUUCGCGAUCUGGUGUACGGACAGACAUAUAUCAUCCGAGCUUCGUACGUGUUCGGCGCAGAUGGUGCACGAAGCCACGUCGGACGAGCACUGAGUUUUCCUUAUACUGGAAAGCCAGGCGGCGGCAAAGCCUGCAAUAUACUUUUCCGUGCUGAUCUCUCUCACAUCAUGAUCCCCGAGCGACACGCAGGUCUUCAUUGGAUCCUGAAGCCAGAUCGGGAGAAUGGAUUUGGUAUUGUAGCGCAUCUGCGCAUGGUACGGCCGUGGAAUGAAUGGAUCCUGGUUGGUUUCAGGGGAGAUCAGAAAGAUCCUUUCGAAAACAUGACCACCGAGAGUCCAGAGCUGGUCAACAUCAUAAGCGAGCUCAUUGGCGACAAAUCAGUCGUCAUCGAGGUCUUGCGCUUAGACCCAUGGAGUGUACGAGAAAGUGUGGCCGACCGCUACGACCAGCACGGUCCGAACGUAUAUCUGCUUGGCGACGCUGCUCACCGUCAUCCGCCUGCCUUUGGUCUCGGAAGCAAUACCUGCGUUCAAGAUGCAUACAAUCUUGCAUGGAAGGUGGCGUACGUUGAUCGUGGGCUUGCAGGACCGGGUCUACUGGCUUCUUAUUCGCGCGAACGUCAGCCCGUAGGAUCGACUCUGGUCAAAGCUGCCAAUGAAGGCCUUCGUGCGCACGCAGUAGUUUGGGAGUCCUUGGGCAUGUUCUCUGAGUCUCGAUCAGAGGGCGCCAAGCAUUUGAAGCAGAUCACCGCCUCAGACGAAGCCGGUAAAGCUGCGCGUCAGCGUCUGUCUUCUGCACUGGACCAGAUUGGACACGAAAUCCAGAGCUUGGGUAUUUGCUAUAACCAGUGGUACGACGACUCUGAUGCAGUAUACACGCAUGACGAGCCCGGUCCUCGCUCAGGCAUUCCUGAAGACCCGGUUGCAGACCCGCUGAUCACGACAUACCCGGGCAGCCGGCUCCCGCACGCGUGGCUCGACGUCCCAGAUCGUGGGAAGAGGAUAUCCACGCAUGAUCUCGCCGGUAAAGGGGCUUUCUGUCUUCUGUUUGGCGAAGGCGGCGCAUCCUGGGGUGAUGCAGCUAAAAAUAUCACGCUAAAGACUGGAAUUCCGAUCAAUGCUCAUGGCAUUGGACUUGGACUUGAAUAUAUUGACAUUGAUCGAACUUGGUCGGCGCGUCGAGAAGUCAGUGAGGAUGGAUGUAUACUGGUACGACCGGAUCGGUUUGUCGCUUGGCGUGCUCAAGAACUGGAGACAGAUUGUGAACAGAAGCUUAUGCUUGUGCUGAACAGUAUUCUUCGUAGGGAUUGAUUAGUCAACUUAUUAUUCGGGCUGAGAUAAGAGUGCAACGGAGCGACAGAGGCUACAGUAUGUUUUUUCCCAAGUCUUCUGACAUUGACGUCUAAAUUCUCCUUAAUUGAUCAAAUAUCAUAGCUCCAUUGAUCCGGUCUGUGGCUGCAAUCGGGCCCGAAAUAAAUCAGGACACAUGGAAAUGGAAAGUUCUCAGCCUUGGUGGCUUUUAUCGU